Molecule: messenger RNA, 2510 nt
Organism: Echinops telfairi (small Madagascar hedgehog)
Lineage: Eukaryota; Metazoa; Chordata; Mammalia; Afrosoricida; Tenrecidae
Gene: CASP7
Product: caspase 7
Exons: 6
Coding region: 1-1044 (347 amino acids)
Biological process (GO): apoptotic process; proteolysis
Cellular component (GO): cytoplasm
Source: RefSeq, a predicted model, not a curated record
AUGGCGAUUUCCCCGAAAGAUCCCGGCGCGCCUUGGCUGGCGGCCAAGCUGGCGGUGCGGCCGCGCCGGACUUCAGCGCAUGCUAAGUUAGCAUCCUCGCGCCCGUGCGCCCAGGAGGGCAACCCCGCGAGCGGAAGCAACGACGCGGAUUCGGGGGAGCCCGCCGCAGAUCCCACGGGCGGCCCGCGGGGCGGAGCUCUGUAUUUCCCCAGGAAGAAGAAGAAGGCGGAGCCAAUGCCAACUGUCAAGGUCUCCCAGGACCAGGAGGAGGUGCCAUCCCACGAGUACAACAUGACCUUUAAGAAGCUGGGCAAAUGUAUCAUCAUCAACAAUAAGAGCUUCGAUAAAUCAACAGGGAUGAGCACCCGGCACGGGACUGACAAAGACGCCGAGGCUCUUUUCAAGUGCUUCCGAAGCCUGGGCUUCGAAGUGGCCGUCAGCAACAACUGCUCUUGUGAUGAGAUGGAGUCCUUGCUUAAACAAGCCGCGGAAGAGGACCACACGGAUUCCGCCUGCUUUGUGUGCGUCCUCUUAAGCCACGGCGAAGAGAACUGCAUUUAUGGAACAGACGGGGUGGUCCUCAUCAAGGACUUGACCUCCUGCUUCCGGGGCGACAGAUGCAGAACGCUUUUAGGGAAACCCAAGCUCUUCUUCAUCCAGGCUUGCCGCGGGACCGAGUUGGAUGACGGGAUCCAGGCCGACUCAGGCACUGUGGGGGACACUGAUCCUGAUUCCCAAUACAAGAUCCCAGUGGAGGCGGACUUUCUCAUCGCUUAUUCCACUGUCCCAGGCUAUUACUCGUGGAGGAGCCCGGGAAAAGGCUCCUGGUUUGUGCAGGCCCUCUGCUCCGUCCUGAACGAGCACGGGAAAACCCUGGAGAUCAUGCAGAUCCUCACCAGAGUGAACUGCAAGGUGGCCAGGGACUAUGAAUCCCGUUCUGACAACCCCAGCCUCCACUCGAAGAAGCAGAUUCCGUGUGUCAUGUCGAUGCUCACUAAAGAAGUCUACUUCAGCAAAAAACGCCACCCCGAGGGUGCCGUCUAGCCCAGAAGCUGUGUACGCAUCCAUCAUCUCUUCAUGAAUCAGAUCUAUUUUUGGAGGCUCUUAAAUUAUCCAAAAUUUCUAAGGUAUUGUAAUUUUAGGGAAAUGGACCAAUCAAACGGAAGAAACAGUGUGGUGCUGUCUUAAUGUCUCUCUGAUUUUUCUUUUUCAGCCACCUUUUGUUUCCUCUAGUAGAUGACUCAGCAGUGCUCUCUCGACGUUAGAGUAUGUUUGUGUUUCUUCUACCUUGUUUUCACUCUUAGAACACAACACCAGUGACCUCCUAGGUUGAUACGUGACUGUGCGCACUCAGAUAGGCGUUGACCUCAGUAGAAAACCAAAUCCAUAUCUGCACCUGGCCAAAAAACAUGAAGCACUCAACAAAGAACAGCAGAGGGGAUAUACGUUCACCCCUAUUUCAGGAUAUGAGUGUGGUUUGAGGGAUUUACUUAUUUAUUUAUUAUUGGCUUGGGAUCUAAAUGCACCGAUAAGAGAAGAAAAUAGAUAUCCGUCUGGAUCGAGUCAAGAAAACCCAAACCACUGUCGGUGUGUCAACAGAGGGAAUUUAAUAACAGGGGGUUGAUGGACAUAGAUGAUACAAGAAAAGCUAGACAGUAUAAAGCUGCGACUAUGCCUGUGGCUAUGAGGGUCAGACAAGGAGUGGACCCCAGAGUCCAGAAGUUGAGACAAUCCAUAGGAACUAGCCCCGCGCUAGCGGUUUCCCAGUGGCAGGUGGGACUUGGGGGGGAAAUGUGGGAAAUGGUGCCAUGCAGGGACAAAGCCGCUGCCUGCACUGACAAAGCCAGUACUAAAAUCAGAUAUGGAGAGACAUGCCCUGUUCCUACCCACUGGCUUCCACCCGCACGUUUACAUCCCACUCUUAUCUGGAAGCCAGCAGGCAGAACAAGAGAUCAUGAGGCCUGGGAGAAGGAAUGGACAUAAUAAGCUUGACAUAUAAUGUGAAUAUAAAUAAUCCAUAUAGUCAUUUUAGUCACCAAGUUGCCGUGCAAUCUAUGUAUUUCUCCUGUGUGCAAAACAAUCUGCUGUAGCCUAAAAACAUACUUGAAACUAUUAGAUUAUUCCAAGCCUCCUUUUGAAUAGAACUGUGAUAGGUGGAGGAAUUUUAUGGCAAAGGUUCUUGCACUUUGUUCCCAAACUGGUGUUAUCUUCAGAAUUCUUCAUGAAGCACUGUUGUAUGUUGCCUAAUUGGUUCAUCGGUUAACGUUCCUGUUUACUGACUAGCAUGUAGUUGCUUAAUUGUUAACCCCCAUUUCCUUUCCUUGUGAAGUUCUUGUGGCCAAUAAGGAAGUGAGAACAGAGACUAGAGACCAGCUAACUUGAGCGGAACCCACUGCAGUCGUUUUUUCUUUGCAGGUGCUAAUAAAGGAAUAGGUACAUAGUCAUUUAGGAAUGGUUCGCCCUUCCUCACAUAGGAAGCAUUAACCCCUAAAGCUGUUUGUGAUCAUCGA